AUGUCACAUCCUACUAUCCUCCUCCUCGGAACCUUCGAUUCCAAACGCGAAGAAAUCCUCUACCUCCGCACCCAAAUCCUCGCACACUCUCAACCCAUAAUCAAAGUUCUCCUCGCAGACGUAGGACGCGAGCCCGCCUCUGAUCCUGAAAUAAGCAUUCCCCAAUCCGAAAUCCUCUCCUAUGCCCCAUCCCCCCUCGAUUACUCAAACCUUUCUCGCGGUGAAUACAUCGAGCACAUUUCCAUCUGCGCCACAAAUCUCACACGUUCUCUCUUCGAGAAAAACUCCAUCCAUGCUAUAAUCGGACUCGGUGGAUCCGGAGGAACAUCCCUCUGUGCAUCUAUCAUGCGUAACGCUCUCCCUAUCGGGUUCCCCAAACUUCUGGUAUCCACAAUGGCCAGUGGAAACACAGGACCAUAUGUCGGCGAAACAGAUAUCACAAUGAUGUAUAGCGUUGUUGACAUCGCGGGCACCAAUUCCAUUCUAAAAGGAAUUUUAGACAAUGCAGCUGGAGCGGUCUCCGGACUCGCGAAAGCAUAUCAGCUUCGAAGACAAGCAGAGGAGAACGAACCGAGGAAAAAAGGAAUAGGAUUAACCAUGUUUGGCAUCACCACACCCUGUGUAGAAAAAGUACAAGAAAUCCUCCAAAAUGAAGACAAAUUAAAAAACGAAUAUGAGAUAUACAUUUUCCACGCCACCGGUGCCGGAGGAAAAGCAAUGGAGAGAUUAAUACGCGAAAAACGCAUCGAUGCAGUUCUCGACAUUACGACGACGGAAAUCACAGAUCAUGUUUGCGGAGGUGUAUUAUCAGCGGGUCCAGAACGUCUCUCCGCCGCGGCUGAAAUGGGAAUUCCGCAAGUGAUAAGUGUGGGUGCGUGUGAGUGUGUGAAUUUUGGACCGAGGGAUUCGGUACCAGAGAAAUUUGGUGAGAGGUUGUUGGUGCAGCAUAAUCCAGAAGUUACUUUGAUGCGGACGAAUAAGAAUGAGUGUGUCGAGAUUGGCAAGUUUAUUGCUGGGAGAUUAAAGGAAAUGGCUAAGAGGAAGGAUUUGGUCAAGAUAUGUUUACCGAAGAAGGGAAUCAGUUUGUUGGCUGUGGAGGGAGGCAAGUUUUAUGAUGUUGAAGCUGAUAAGAUGCUGUUUGAAACUAUUAAGGAUGGGUUAGAUGGGACGGGAAUCGAGGUGUUGGAAAAAGAUUAUGCUAUUAAUGAUCAGGAGUUUGCAAAGUUUUUGGCAGAUCAGCUUGUGCAACUUGUUUCCAAAGCGUCUUGA
Messenger RNA from Botrytis fragariae, 1269 nucleotides. RefSeq names its product putative upf0261 domain protein. Lineage: Eukaryota; Fungi; Ascomycota; Leotiomycetes; Helotiales; Sclerotiniaceae. The record is from RefSeq and is a predicted model, not a curated record. Bases 1 to 1269 code for a protein of 422 amino acids. The transcript has a single exon.